Messenger RNA from Morchella importuna, 741 nucleotides. RefSeq lists its product as uncharacterized. Lineage: Eukaryota; Fungi; Ascomycota; Pezizomycetes; Pezizales; Morchellaceae. Gene Ontology annotation, cellular component: extracellular region. Gene Ontology annotation, biological process: carbohydrate catabolic process. Gene Ontology annotation, molecular function: cutinase activity. The transcript is spliced from 2 exons. The coding region runs from base 1 to 741 and encodes 246 amino acids. The record is from RefSeq and is a predicted model, not a curated record.
AUGCUCUUCGGAACAGCCACGGUUUUUGUUUCUCUCCUCCUGCCAUCUCUUGGCUUUGCUCUUCCGCGGCCCCAGAUCGCCGACGAUGCCUUGGCCACGUUUGCAAAAAGGGCAACACCCGUUGAAUCCUUAGCGGCAGGCUUUGCUGAGAUCGAAGCCAGCAAAACAGAAGUCUCUAUUGCAGCAGUGGAGUCGGUCCGCAAUGACCUCAUAGACGGCGGCUGCGAUGACAUUAUCGUCAUCUUUGCUCGCGGGACAUCAGGCGAGGGAAACGUUGGAGCCGCAACUUCAGUCGGCCCAAUAUUUUUUGGGAACUUGUCGGCCGUUGAGCCGGGGAAAGUCAUUGUGCAGGGGGUCAAUGACUACCCGGCGGACGUCUGGGGAUAUCUGGGAGGGGGAUCUGACGACGGUGCUCAAUAUAUGGCGGAAAUGGUCAGACUGGCUUCCGCACAAUGCCCUAAUUCUAAAGUUGUUCUUUCUGGGUUUAGCCAAGGUGCACAAGUUACGCACAAGGCGGGAGCACUUAUUCCAUCAUCACUCUACUCAAAAGUUGCAGCAAUCGUGCUUUUUGGCGACCCAAACAACGGCGACGCGUUCCCUGGUGCUCUGAACAAUAAUGUCAAGACUUUCUGCCACGAUGGUGAUUACAUCUGCGAUGGACUUCCCAUUAUCACCGAUCAACAUGGUAACUAUGCAAAUGAUGCGCCGGCGGCUGCGGCAUAUGUUGCUGCCAGAGUUUAA